This is a messenger RNA of Populus nigra (black poplar), 2084 nucleotides long. Its product is annotated as cysteine-rich receptor-like protein kinase 25. Gene Ontology annotation, molecular function: protein kinase activity; ATP binding. Gene Ontology annotation, biological process: protein phosphorylation. The coding region runs from base 111 to 2084 and encodes 657 amino acids. The transcript is spliced from 7 exons. The record is from RefSeq and is a predicted model, not a curated record. Lineage: Eukaryota; Viridiplantae; Streptophyta; Magnoliopsida; Malpighiales; Salicaceae.
UUCGUAUAGAAAUCUCGAAAUCUCUCAUUGAAUGCUUUCUAAAUGUAUGAUAGAAAGUACAAUUGUAAAUACAUGAUCAUUAAAUUUGUAUCCAAGUACACAAAAGACAGAUGGGUAAAAUGUUUUCAAGUUUUGCAAAAUCCAUUCAAUUGCUUUUGCUGUGUUUUUCGCUUGCCAACUUUCUUGAUCUUGCUUGCGCUGAUCCUCCCUACAAAGGUUGCUCAAACAAUUCUAGCUAUUCAGCCAAUAGUCCAUUCCAAAACAAUCUCGAGAUCCUCAUGUCCUCUCUUCGUUCAAAUGCAUCAGUUUCAAAACUUUACAAUACCUCUACUGGAAAUGAACUUGACAGAAUCUAUGCUCAAUAUAUGUGCCUCAACUAUGUAACACAUGAUGAAUGCAGUACUUGCAUAAAGGUAGCAUCACAAACUAUCACGCGGCUUUGCCCAGGAGAUAAGGAAGCAGUUGUAUGGGAAGAACUAUGCCAAUUGCGCUACUCAAGUCAAAAUUUCUUAGCCCACUUGGAUGUCUCAGGAAACAUUCCACAACAUAAUAAAAACGAUGUUAAAAAUCCAGUGCAGUUCAGAUCGGUGGUCAAUGAAGCUUUGGAUAACCUCAUUAAACAGGCUGCUUCUAGUGCUUCGGCAAAUAUGUACGCUACUACAGAAGUACCCUUCAACGAUACAUACACACUGUAUGCCUUGGUGCAAUGUUCUACAGACUUAUCCCCAGAUGAUUGUAACACGUGCCUUCGGGUUUCCCUAGCAAAUAUUCGGAAUUGCUGCUAUGCUUCUCGUGGAGUGCGGGUUCUUAGCCGCAGUUGCUACUUAAGGUAUGAGUUAUACGCCUUCUAUGAAGGUGAAACAACUCUGCAGAAAAAGGAAACCGAAAUAUGGAUGAUUAUCAUCCUUACAGUUGCAGGAGCACUUCUAGUUGUAGUCAUCUUAGGCUUCUUUCUCGUGAAGAGAAAUGGAAUUGAAAAAUGGAAGAAAGAAAAUACUAGACAACUUGAUAUAGGUCCUGGGAUUGGUCGCCCAAACCGCUGUGAUUUCCAGAUCCAAAGUUUUCAUAGGGAUGGUCUUAAUGUUCAGGAAUCUUCAUUUAUGGCUUUAGCUUCCAUAUACGAAGCUACUAAUAACUUUUCUAACUCAAAUUUUCUUGGAAAAGGUGGUUUUGGCCCUGUUUACAAGGGCAUACUGAGUGAUGGAAAGGAAGUAGCAGUAAAGAGACUUUCAACUUGGUCUGAGCAAGGCAUAAACGAGUUUACGAAUGAAGUUCGGCUAAUCAUAAAACUUCAGCAUAAAAAUCUUGUUAAACUGCAUGGUUUUUGUGUUGACGGAGAGGAAAAGCUUCUGGUGUAUGAAUUCAUGCCUAACAGCAGCCUCGAUGUUUUCCUUUUUGAUCCUAAGAAACGUGCACAGCUUAAUUGGCAAACACGAAUUGGUAUUAUAAAUGGAAUUGCAAAAGGAACUCUGUAUCUACACGAGGAUUCUAGGCUUAGAAUCAUUCAUCGAGACCUGAAAGCUAGCAAUGUGUUGUUGGACAAGGAUAUGAACCCCAAAAUUUCUGACUUCGGAAUGGCAAGGAUGUUUGCAGGCAGUGAAGUCGAAGCCAAUACUGCUAGGAUAGUUGGAACAUAUGGAUACAUGGCACCAGAGUAUGCUAUGGAAGGACUUUACUCCAUCAAAUCUGAUGUUUUUAGUUUUGGAGUUCUUCUACUUGAGAUCAUAACUGGAAAAAAGAAUUCUGGAUUCAAGUCAAAACGUGCUUCCAGCCUCCUAGCUUAUGCAUGGCCAUUAUGGAACGAAGGAAAUGAGCUAUUGUUGAUAGAUUCAUUGUUGGCCGAUUCAUGCUGUUUAGAUGAAUUCUCGCGAUACAUGCAUAUUGGUUUAUUAUGUGUUCAAGAAGAUUUUGGUGGAAGGCCUAGAAUGUCAUCUGUUGUAUCAAUGCUGAAAAAUGAAAGCUCAACUCUUCCCAAACCAAAACGGCCGGGAUUUUUUGCAUGGACAUUCACAGGCCACUGUGAGGCUAGUGCUAGCAAGUGCUCUGUCAAUGGCUUAACAAUUUCUGAUAUUUUUCCCAGAUGA